Gastrolobium bilobum is the source of this 1125-nucleotide messenger RNA. RefSeq names its product CASP-like protein 4A3. The record is from RefSeq and is a predicted model, not a curated record. The coding region runs from base 60 to 851 and encodes 263 amino acids. The transcript has 3 exons. Lineage: Eukaryota; Viridiplantae; Streptophyta; Magnoliopsida; Fabales; Fabaceae.
AAAAGGCAUUGAAAUGGAAAACGUAGCAUCGCAUAAUUCAAACGGACGUUGCUGCCACCAUGAAAAAAUCGGUGUCCAGAGGCUCCGAGUCAUCGCCUCAGUUCGAAUCGCCGAACAGCUUUCACUCUCCUAUGAGUCAUAUGCGAUGGGAGGGAGUCGAACCUCCCGAGUCGCCGGAAAAGCAUGCUGACAACUCCAAGGCCAUCGUGGCCGUCGGCAAGUGCACGCAGAAACCUCCGCCGGAGAACCCGCCGUCGGAGGCGGCGAUUGUGUUUAACCGGCCGACAAGGGAGGAGCCGCUGCGGCAGGUGAAUAAGGUGGGCCCGGUAAGCGGCGGAAGUGAGCGGAGAUGGAGGCCGACGCCUCCGGCGGGUUGGAAGACGGAGGAGGUGGUUAGGAAGGCGGCGCUAGGGUUUCGGUUGAGCGAGGUGGUAGUGUGUCUGAUUUCGUUUUCGGUUAUGGCUGCGGAUAAGACACAAGGUUGGAGUGGCGACUCCUUUUAUCGCUAUAAAGAAUACAGGUAUUGUUUAUGUGUGAAUGUUAUCGCAUUUGCAUACUCAGGAUUACAAGCAUGUGAUCUGGCCUAUCAAUUUGUCACUGGGAAACAUAUGAUCAGUCACCACCUUCGCCAUCACUUUGAUUUCUUCAUGGAUCAGGUUCUGGCAUAUCUUCUGAUAUCAGCAUCAUCAUCUGCAGCCACACGGGUUGACGAUUGGGUUUUGAAUUGGGGGAAAGACGAGUUCACAGAGUUGGCCACUGCUUCAGUUGGAAUGGCUUUCCUGGCUUUUAUGGCCUUUGCUAUGAGCUCACUCAUCUCUGGCUACAGCCUCUGUACCCGCAGCUCUAUUUGAACUUCAUACUUCAUAGUUCAUACUAGUUGUCUGUAUAUACGAGUUUUCUUUUGUUUCUCUUCUCCUGUGACGCAAUGCGUUCUAGACAUUGUUGAUGCCUCUGAUUUUUCACUGUACCGACAGAUUUGUGUAUAUUCAGUUUUCAGUAUAUUCCUCUUACGAAUGAGAGAGGGGGUGGAGAAGCAGAAUUUCCUUGUUUGGUUUUCUUUCAAAUACACUUUUUAAUUGUAACUUUCUUCUAUAAAAAUCUUGUUACAAGUCACAGGUUAUGUCC